GACCGACUGCAGAGGCCGCGCCGCCUCCCCCGCCCGAGGUCUGCGCGCUCCGCCGCAGGGUGCAGAUCGGGGGCGCCCGCCUGGGUUUGGGGCGCAAGAGCAGAGGUGGAGCCAGGGCGGAGCCAGCGCGCCCCGUCCCCCCUCUUUCCAAUCGAAAGCGAAACGGAGGGCUGGAAAGGAAGGGCGGAGCCGGCCUGGAGGCCCCGCCCCCUGCCCUGAGAGGCAGCUGGACAGACGGGCGCACCCAGGUAGGGGGACGCUGAGCGCCCAGUGCGGACCCUCGCGGGGACCUGCGCCGCCACCAUGUCUCAGGAAGGUGUGGAGCUGGAGAAGAGCGUCCGGCGCCUCCGGGAGAAGUUUCAUGGGAAGGUAUCCUCCAAGAAGGCGGGGACUCUGAUGAGGAAGUUUGGCAGCGACCAUACCGGAGUGGGGCGCUCCAUCGUGUACGGGGUAAAGCAGAAAGAUGGACAGGAACUGAGUAAUGACCUGGAUGCCCAGGACCCCCCAGAGGACAUGAAGCAGGACCGGGACAUCCAGGCGGUGGCCACCUCGCUCCUGCCACUAACAGAAGCCAACCUACGCAUGUUCCAACGUGCCCAGGAAGAUCUCAUCCCUGCCGUGGACCGGCAGUUCGCCUGCUCCUCCUGUGACCAUGUCUGGUGGCGCCGCGUGCCCCAGCGGAAGGAGGUGUCCAGAUGCAGGAAAUGCCGGAAGCGCUACGAGCCGGUGCCCAGUGAUAAGAUGUGGGGUGUGGCUGAGUUCCACUGCCCGAGAUGUCGGCACAACUUCCGGGGCUGGGCACAGAUGGGGUCCCGGUCCCCCUGCUACGGGUGCGGCUUCCCCGUGGAUCUGACACGGAUCCUCCCUCCACGCUGGGACCGGGACACAGAUCGCCGCAGCACCCACACCCACUCCUGCUCGGCUGAGGACUGCUACAAUCGGCGAGAGCCCCACGUGCCUGGGACGUCCUGCGCACACCCCAAGAGUCGGAAGCAGAACCACCUGCCCAAAGUCCUGCACCCCAGCAACCUCCACAUCAGCAGUGGCUCCACUGUGGCCACCUGCCUGAGCCAGGGGGGCCUCCUGGAAGACCUGGACAACCUCAUUCUGGAGGACCUGAAGGAGGAGGACGAGGGCGGGCACGGGGAGUGACCCCUGCCAGGUGCAGAUGCAAACCAGACACGGUCUGUGCAUAUUUUGUGUUGUUAUAAAAUACGAGCUCAAAUGGA
This is a messenger RNA of Aethalodelphis obliquidens (Pacific white-sided dolphin), 1229 nucleotides long. RefSeq names its product shiftless antiviral inhibitor of ribosomal frameshifting (gene SHFL). The coding region runs from base 304 to 1152 and encodes 282 amino acids. Gene Ontology annotation, molecular function: sequence-specific mRNA binding; ribosome binding. NCBI's taxonomy places the organism in Eukaryota, Metazoa, Chordata, Mammalia, Artiodactyla, Delphinidae. Gene Ontology annotation, biological process: innate immune response; viral translational frameshifting. The transcript has 8 exons. The record is from RefSeq and is a predicted model, not a curated record.